AUGAAGACAAGUAAACAAACCACCAACAAAGUACAAACAAAAAUGUCGGAUAUUAUUCCUAGUGAAGAACCAGAUAAAGAUGUUGAAUAUAAAGGAGAUGAUAUUGAAGAAGAUGAUUAUGAAGAAGAAGUGAAUGUUAGUACAAAAAGAGGAAGGAAGAGAAAAGCCGUCAAAGACGAAGAAGAAGAUGAAGAAGAAGACGCAGGUGGUGAGUCUGGUGAGGAAGAAGAAGAUGAAGAAGAAGAAGAAGAAGAUUCAGGAGAGGAAGGAACUGGUGAAGAAGGUGGAAAGAAAAAACGUGGUCGUAAGAAGAAACAAAAGGUUCAAUUAUAUGGAGAUGAUGUAUUUGAUGAAGAUGGAAAUCCAAAAUUAAUUGAAAAUGAUGAAGUUGUAAUACCACUGGAAGAUCCUAAAGGUCUAGAAAAAAUAGAUGAGUUGGGUUAUUUGAAAGGAGAUAGAAAAUUCCGAAUGAAAACAUUUAAAUUAUUAGGUCAUGGUGAUCGAUUAUUUAUGAUUUCUACUGAACCAGCAAGAUUAGUGGGAUUCCGUGAUUCAUACUUGUUAUUCAAGACGCAUCGUACUUUGUUUAAAAAAGUUGCCGAUAACGAUGAAAAGAUGGAUUUGAUUCAACGUGGUAUAAUACCAAAUUCAUAUAAAGGUCGUGCAGUAAAUUUAGUCACUGCAAGAUCAAUUUUCAGAGAAUUUGGAUCCAGGAUGAUUGAAAAUGGUAAAAAAGUAAUUGAUGAUUUUUGGGAACAAAGAGCAAUUGAUAAUGGCGAUAUUCCAGGUGAAUUGGCAGAUCCUGAUCAAUUGUACAAGAAUAAGUUGACUAAUGUAUUAGGUGAUGUAAGUGUAUUAAGUACUGGUCAUGCCACACCACUAACUGCUACUCCAAUAGUUAACUAUCAAACUGAUCCUACUUGGUUGUAUCAAAUAGCAAAACAAACAUCAGAUUAUAACAACAAGUUAUAUGAAGUAAGAUCAAAGGCUUUUUAUAAGGGAUAUAAGGAUGUUUACACAAACUUGAAUUUCUAUCCUCUAGGAACACAGCCGACUAGAUCAUUCAUUCAAAAAGUCAAUGAUAAACAGAACGAAAACUUAGUUUUUGAUGUUGUUAUGGAAAAUCAAAAUAUUGCUAGACCAGUGACGGGUUUAUCAAGUAUUUCAUCUGACAUUUUGGAUUUGGUGGAUGAUCCAGAAAUAAAACAAGCUAUUCUUGAACAACAAGAAUACGAAAGAAGUAUAUACUGA
Candida tropicalis MYA-3404 is the source of this 1251-nucleotide messenger RNA. RefSeq names its product Npl6p (gene NPL6). Gene Ontology annotation, molecular function: chromatin DNA binding. The record is from RefSeq and is a predicted model, not a curated record. Gene Ontology annotation, cellular component: nucleus. The transcript has a single exon. Lineage: Eukaryota; Fungi; Ascomycota; Pichiomycetes; Serinales; Debaryomycetaceae. Bases 1 to 1251 code for a protein of 416 amino acids.